Durusdinium trenchii is the source of this 357-nucleotide messenger RNA. Lineage: Eukaryota; Dinophyceae; Suessiales; Symbiodiniaceae. The record is from the annotation of a GenBank genome assembly.
AUGUUGCAGUGCUGCGUCGUGGACACACAGACCGAUGAACUAGAGCUCCAACCUGCCGACCUCACAGAGGUGGGAGAAGGAGCUCUGCCAGGCAAGGAUGGUGAUCUGACCUUUGACGUCACCCUGGAGGUGCAGCUGGGCGGCUUCUACGGUGCUGACUUGAUCGCUGUCGGGAAGGUGUGUGUGGUCAAUGGAAUCAACGACCGUGGCCUGAUCUUCGAGUGGAAUCAGGACGCGCCAGCAGAGCAGAAGGCGAGCAGAACAGCAGAGCUCACGGAUGGUGGAAGGUUCUCCAGACGCCUCGGGGAGGUUGGAGCCCAUGUUUGGCUCACACGGCCGUGGUUUGAGAAGCUUUGA